Molecule: messenger RNA, 502 nt
Organism: Nycticebus coucang (slow loris)
Lineage: Eukaryota; Metazoa; Chordata; Mammalia; Primates; Lorisidae
Gene: RPL22
Product: ribosomal protein L22
Exons: 4
Coding region: 60-446 (128 amino acids)
Biological process (GO): cytoplasmic translation
Cellular component (GO): ribosome
Molecular function (GO): structural constituent of ribosome; RNA binding
Source: RefSeq, a predicted model, not a curated record
GAGCGGACUCUUUGCGUCUGCGUAGUACGCUCACCUCCUUUUCUGCCUCCGCUGCCGCCAUGGCUCCUGUGAAAAAACUUUUGGCAAAGGGGGGCAAAAAAAAGAAGCAAGUUCUGAAGUUCACGCUUGAUUGUACCCACCCUGUAGAAGAUGGAAUCAUGGAUGCUGCUAAUUUUGAGCAGUUUUUGCAAGAGAGAAUCAAAGUGAAUGGGAAAGCUGGGAACCUUGGGGGAGGCGUGGUGACCAUUGAGAGAAGCAAGAGCAAGAUCACGGUCACCUCUGAGGUGCCAUUCUCCAAAAGGUAUUUGAAAUAUCUCACCAAAAAAUAUUUGAAGAAGAAUAAUCUACGUGAUUGGUUGCGCGUAGUUGCUAACAGCAAAGAGAGUUACGAAUUACGUUACUUCCAAAUUAACCAGGAUGAAGAAGAGGAAGAAGAUGAGGAUUAAAUUCAUUUAUCUGAAAUUUUUUGUAUGAGUUCUUGAAUAAAACUUCGGAACCAAAA